Vanessa tameamea is the source of this 988-nucleotide messenger RNA. It is a transcript of the gene HGTX, whose product is annotated as homeobox protein Nkx-6.2. Gene Ontology annotation, biological process: regulation of transcription by RNA polymerase II; cell differentiation. Gene Ontology annotation, cellular component: nucleus. Bases 95 to 988 code for a protein of 297 amino acids. Gene Ontology annotation, molecular function: DNA-binding transcription factor activity, RNA polymerase II-specific; RNA polymerase II cis-regulatory region sequence-specific DNA binding. Lineage: Eukaryota; Metazoa; Arthropoda; Insecta; Lepidoptera; Nymphalidae. The record is from RefSeq and is a predicted model, not a curated record. The transcript has 6 exons.
UCAAUGUGUGCGCGUAACGUGAUACUACUUUGAACAUUACGUGUGAUAUAGACUAUGUUUUAAACUAACCUGCCAGUGUUUGUGAACUUUAAUAAUGUCGGAACUUCGUGGUUCGCCGCCUCUUUCUAGGGCUCUCGAGGGUGGAUUCGGGGCUCCGUUAGCCGCAUUGAGCUCCCUGGCGGAGGCACCUCCUCCGGCUCCCAAUCCUCACGGGAUAGAUCAUAUAUUAUCUCGACCGUCGGUAGGGUCGAAUAUGGGGACUGGUUUGUUGACCCCGAGGUUGUCGCUGGCGGCGGCGGCGGCAGGGAUGGCGCACUACUUGCAACAUAAGCCGCUUUACUGGCCAGGGUUCCAGGGCCUGGUGUCGAACCCCAUGGCGUGGAGAGAGAGAUUGCAGUCGACCUUAUCUAAUCAUAUAAUAGACGAACAUAAAAACCAUCCCACAGAUUGGGACAAGGAUGGCAAGAAAAAGCACACGCGACCGACCUUCAGCGGACAACAGAUCUUCGCGCUGGAGAAGACCUUCGAACAGACCAAGUACCUGGCGGGGCCGGAGCGCGCCAAGCUGGCCUACGCGCUGGGCAUGACCGAGUCACAAGUUAAGGUUUGGUUCCAAAACAGAAGAACGAAGUGGCGAAAAAAGCACGCCGCCGAAAUGGCGACCGCGAAACGCAAACAAGAGGAGCUCGGCGAGGAGUGCGACGAGCAGGAGUCCCACGAGGCCGACCCGUGCAGCGACGACGACGACGCCAAGCGGCCGCGCCUCGACCUGCACCUGCACAUGCCGCACCACCGCCAAAUGUGCAAGGACUCCAGCGACGUGCCGUUCGAUCUGUCGAACUGGCACGUCAGGGUGAACAGGUUCGACGACAUUCGUGAGACGAAGACGAGUGAGUCGGUGGACAGUGACGACAACCUUAAUCUUAACGUGAACGACAACGCCGAGGACAACAGUCAGCCGAUAAACUUUGCGUACUACCACUUUUGA